AUGGCAGAAAAGCAAACGGGUAAACAAAGGACUAUGCGCCAUGACGAUAAGCGUGUCGACACAGACUCCUCUGUUGGUAUGCAGGGCGCAUGCACGUGUGCGUACUACAUGUGCAAGACGUCGGUCGUCGGCGCAAGCAAUGUCGGUAAUAUUGUAUGCGAAUGGCAUGAAAUCAGUCGGACGUUCACUCGACCCGCUCAUUUGCGCCGCCGCCAAGCAUCGCAGUCUCCAUUAUUCCACAAGCGCGAGGAAUGGAAGGCGAAGGAAUCUAGACCUGGACCCGCAACCGUCACGGCCUUGUCGCUUAAACGAGCAAAGAUGGACGCACACACACCCUUCUGGAUCCAACAGAACAUGACAAGGCGUAUUCCGCGGCAGCCCGUUUACGCAGGUUGCGCAGCAGCGGAAGGGUCCAUACGAGAAUUGGCCUUUCCUAGGCUCCGCUGCGGGCUCGUAUUCGCACAACAUAUGGCCAGACUCCAACCACGCUGCGGGCUCUUCAGCCAGCCUUGCUCGCACUUUUGCCGCUCGUAUAAAGAUCGACACUGCUGGCUGCAUGUCGACAUGCGUCUGCGGGGUAGUGAGAACAAGUAA
Molecule: messenger RNA, 594 nt
Organism: Bipolaris victoriae FI3
Lineage: Eukaryota; Fungi; Ascomycota; Dothideomycetes; Pleosporales; Pleosporaceae
Exons: 4
Coding region: 1-594 (197 amino acids)
Source: RefSeq, a predicted model, not a curated record